GAAGGAGGAAGAGAGAAAGAGAGAAAAGACCAAAAGCUGUUCUGAGUUGGACAGGGGUCCAGGGAGAAGAAACAUGAAAUGUCUGUGAAGUUGCUCUGUCGGUGAGCUGUUUUCGAAGCACUAACUCGAGAGGGAAACAUUGAAACAAUGGAAAGGAACAGCUUAUUUUCCUGACGAAUUGUCUUAAACAGCCUGUGGUACACAAAAGCUGAGAAUUGCUUAUUUUAAACAUCACUGCAGCUGAACUGGCCACACAGCUACAUUCUGAUUUGAUGAUGUUUUGGCUUGUUCUCUUUUUGUGCUUUACAUCCCAUGCUGCCAAUCAACUUGUGAAAAGGCAAAAGUCACCCAUUACAAUCGAUCCUUCUCAGGUUAUUUGCAGUGCCCCUGGCCCUCCAGGGGCUAGAGGGCCUCCAGGUUAUCCUGGCCAACCAGGGGCAUUUGGAAGAAUGGGGUUUCCUGGAAAAGAUGGGGAAGAUGGGAAAGAUGGUCCCAAAGGACAAAAAGGACAAGAAGGUGACAGAGGAAAACCAGGAAUAACCGGAAAACCUGGUGUUAAGGGAAUGCGAGGAGCUAUUGGCAAAGCAGGCCCGCAAGGACCAAGGGGCAUUAGAGGGGAUCGAGGUAAUUCAGGAAUUAAUGGACCAAAAGGCUCUAAUGGAAUCAAUGGUGAGCCUGGUUUACCUGGAAUCUGCAAAUGUGGCACGAAUACAGCAAGAUCUGCCUUCUCUGUAGCCAUCACCUACAGCUACCCCAAGGAACGUAUGCCCAUCAAAUUUGACAAAGUCCUUUUAAAUGAAGGAGGACACUAUAAUGUUUCCAGUGGUAAAUUUACAUGUGGGAUACCUGGUAUUUACUACUUCUCUUAUGAUAUUACCCUGGCAAAUAAGCACCUUGCUAUUGGGUUAGUACACAAUGGGCAAUAUCGUAUUAAGACUUUUGAUGCUAACACUGGGAACUAUGAUGUAGCCUCUGGUUCAACUAUUAUGUACCUGAAACGUGAAGAUGAGGUUUGGCUGCAGAUAUUCUAUUCUGAACAGAAUGGCCUGUUUUAUGAUCCACACAGGGCAGAUAGUUUGUUCACCGGCUUUAUGAUUUACAUUGAUCAGGACUAUCUAAAUGAACUUGAAGAAGAGUAAAUUCUCUCGAAAACAAAAGUCUUGUACCUUGUGAUUCUAAGACUUACAUUUUCAAAGAUGCUGCAAUAUAAGCUGUUCAACCACUUAGUAAAAUCCAGACUGGGAUUUUUAAAUCAGUGGUAUUAAUGCAUAAACUAACAAGAUAAUACCUCCAUUAAAAUAGCAUAGAGAAGAAUGUCACAGAAAACCAGUAAGUUUUUUAAAAAUCUAUUCUGCAGGUGUGAGUGACACCAACAGGACUAUAUUUAUUGCCCAAAUAAAAAUACCUGGAAAAA
Molecule: messenger RNA, 1414 nt
Organism: Carcharodon carcharias (great white shark)
Lineage: Eukaryota; Metazoa; Chordata; Chondrichthyes; Lamniformes; Lamnidae
Product: complement C1q tumor necrosis factor-related protein 2-like
Exons: 3
Coding region: 273-1139 (288 amino acids)
Molecular function (GO): protein binding
Source: RefSeq, a predicted model, not a curated record